Molecule: messenger RNA, 10952 nt
Organism: Varanus komodoensis (Komodo dragon)
Lineage: Eukaryota; Metazoa; Chordata; Lepidosauria; Squamata; Varanidae
Gene: VPS13A
Product: vacuolar protein sorting 13 homolog A
Exons: 69
Coding region: 295-9600 (3101 amino acids)
Biological process (GO): protein retention in Golgi apparatus; protein targeting to vacuole; autophagy
Cellular component (GO): extrinsic component of membrane
Source: RefSeq, a predicted model, not a curated record
GCUUCUCUCGUGUUCGUUCCAAGCGUUGCAGGGAAGGGCUCCCGGGAGCGCCCCAGUCUCCUUUGCACGCCUGCGCAGUAGACAGGGAGAGUCAGGGAAGAACACGCCGAGCCAGCGGGUGGCCAGACAGGGCACCACCCUAUUCGGCGCAGCAGAGCGCAGGGGGCGGCAGGAGGGCCGAGGGGGCCAGCGAGGGGCGUGCGCUUUCUGUAAGGGUGACCUUUUGAACCGUCGUCGUCGUCGUCGUCGUCAGAAGCCCGGCUCGACGGAAAGGGGAGCGAGCUGCUCCCGAGGAUGGUGUUCGAGUCGGUGGUUGUGGACGUUCUGAACCGGUUCCUGGGCGAUUAUGUGGUGAAUCUGGACAGUUCCCAGCUCAAGCUUGGCAUCUGGGGAGGAGCUGUAGCACUUAAGAAUCUUGAAAUAAAAGAAAAUGCACUGUAUCAGUUUGACGUCCCAUUUAAAGUUAAAGCAGGGCAUAUUGGUCAACUGAAUUUGCAAAUUCCAUGGAAAAAUCUUUAUACUCAACCAGUUGAAGCUGUGUUAGAUGAAGUUUACUUGCUUAUAGUGCCUACAGCCAGUAUUAAAUAUGAUGCUGAAAAAGAAGAAAAACAUCAGUUGGAAGCAAAGCAGAGGGAGCUGCAAAGAAUAGAAGAUGCAAAACAGAAGAUUGCAGAUAUAGAUAAGCAACAGGAGAAGCAAGACACUUUCCUAGAAAAGCUAAUUACUCAGGUCAUCAGAAAUCUUCAGCUGAAAAUUUCUAACAUCCAUAUUCGAUAUGAGGAUGAUAUCACAAAUAAAGAUAUUCCAUUGUCAUUUGGUGUCUCACUUCAGAAUCUAAGUUUACAGACUUCAGAUAAAGACUGGAAUCCAUCUAUACAAGAUGCAACUGCUAAAUUGUUCUAUAAGCUAGUUCGAUUGGACAACUUUUUUGCAUACUGGAAUGUGAAUUCUGAAAUGUUUUAUCACAGUGGUUUUAAAGAGGCUUUGAAUAACUUAAAACAUGGAGUUGCAAGUGCUAACUUGAUUCCUGAAGGCUACAGUUUUGUAUUCCGUCCAAUUUCAGCUAAAGCCAAGCUUCGUAUGAAUCCACGUUCUGAUGUUGACUUUUCUGCACCAAAGAUAGAUCUAAAUGUAAAUCUUCAAGAUAUAACCAUAGAACUAAAUAAACCACAGUAUUUCAGUAUUAUGGAACUUCUUGAAUCAAUAGAUAUGAUGACCCGAAAUUUGCCAUAUAGGAAAUAUAGACCAGAUGUUCCUGUUCACAACAAUGCCAAGAGAUGGUGGAAAUAUGUUAUAUAUGGCAUUCUUGAAGUAAAUGUUCAACCAAAACUUCAGAUGUGGUCUUGGGAGCAUAUCCAUUAUCAUAGGAAUCAAAUAAAGAACUAUAAAGAUCUAUAUAAAAAAAAGAUAACAACAAAGAAGCCAGCAGACGAAUGUUUGAAUAAGUUGGAGGAACUAGAAAAGACCCUGGAUAUUUUCAGCAUCACUCUGGCAAGACAACAGGCAGAAUUUGAGGCAACAAAGGCUGGUUUAAAGAUUUUCAGACCGGGAACUAAGCAAGAUGAUGAAGAUUCUGGUGGCUGGUUUAGUUGGAUGUGGGGAUGGGUUGGAAGUAAAACGGACCAAGCUGUACAAGAGCCAAAAGGCAUUGAACAGUUGAUGACUCCAGAAGAAAAGGAUAAACUUUAUGCAGCAAUAGGUUACGGUGAAACAGCCAUUGAUCCAACAUUGCCUAAAACUUAUGAAGCCAUAAAGCUUUACAUAAAACUGGUAAGCAUGACUGUCCAGAUCAGGGAGAACAAAGGGAAGCCUGAACUGAUAAAACUUGCAUUAAUUGAUCUGUGCACCACAGUGACACAACGGCCUGGUGCUGAAGCAAUAAGAUUUGAAUCAAGUGUAAGUGCAUUUGAAGUAAAGGGCAUGGCUCAAAGAAAAACCAUUCCCUGUUUGCUGUCUUCUAACACAGUUCACUCACAGCACAAUACAUCACUCUUCACCAUAAUGUUUGAGACAAAUCCCUUAAAUGAGAGUGCCAAUCAGAAGCUAAGAAUAGAAUCACAGCCAUUAGAAAUAAUAUAUGAUGCAAUGACAGUGAAUAGCUUAGUGGACUUCUUCCGACCUCCAACUGAUGUUCAUUUGGAACAAUUAACCUCAGCAACUUUAACAAAGUUGGAAGAAUUUCGGGAAAAAACUGCUACAGGAUUAGUGUAUAUUAUAGAAACACAGAAGAUUUUAGAUUUAAAAAUAAAUCUUAUGGCUUCCUAUAUCAUUAUUCCACAAAAUGGAUUCUAUGAACCAAUGGCAAAUAAACUACUUCUAGAUCUUGGUCACUUAACGAUGGUGAGUAAAAGUCGGUCUACUUUAUCAGAUAUUGUAGUUGGUGAAAGCUCUCUUGAAGCUAUUAUGUCAAGAGCAUACGAUAAGUUUGACAUUCAACUCAGCAGCAUACAGCUACUUUAUAGCAGUCAUGAUGAAAACUGGGAGGAGGCUCGUAAUUUGCAAUCAUCAUCUCAGCAUAUACUGCACCCCCUGGAUGUGAAAAUGGAAUUGAGCAGAGCAAUGGUUGUAACAGAUGCAAGAAUGCCCAAAUACAAAAUGUUUGGUGAACUGCCAUUAUUGUCUUUCAACAUCUCAGAUGAGAAAUUGAAAUCUAUUCUGGAGCUUAUUGAUAGUAUUCCUAAACCAGAAAGUCCUGCUGAUACUAGUGUUGUUCCUCAACCUUCCAAGCUUCAAGUAUCUUCACUGUUAACAACACCACAAAUGUCAACCGCUGUGCUUCCACUUCUGGAGUAUAAUUCAAUAGCUGGAUCAAGUGAAUCUGAAGAAGAAUUUUAUGAUGCCCCAAGUAGUCCUGUGGAAGAUUUACCAUUUUUUGAGGCACCUUUGGGAUCCUUGGAUAGGGCAGCCAGCAUUAAAAGAAAGCCAGCAAGACGAGAAUCUUUGAAGAAUAUGAUUGAUUUCCAGUUAAGAUUCGAAAUAUCUGAGGUUUUCGUUCAGGUGUGUUGUCUUGAUGAAGGGGUUGAAAAGCCAAUGCUUCGCUUAGAGAUUUUAAAAUUAGGCACUGAACUUAAUCUAAGGACAUAUGAUAUGUCUGCUACUGCUUUCCUAAAAGAGAUUUGUUUAAUAUGCCCAGAAUAUAUGGAUGAUAAAGGCAAACCAGUUUAUAUCAUUUCAACACUGGAUAAUUUAAUGGAUGAUCUUCUGGCAAUUGAAUACAGAAAGGCAGAUAUUAAUGCCCCAGAUCUGAAAACUACUUAUAAGAAUGUCCUUCAGCUGAUAAAGGUGACUUUUUCUUCUAUAGAUAUCCACUUACACACAGAAGCACUUCUGAAUACUAUGAAUUUCCUAAAUAACCUUCUCCCAACGCAAGAGUCAACUGCAGUAGAGAUCACCCAGGAAAAAGAGGAGAAGAGGGAAGUUCUCAAGAAAUUUACAUCAAAGAAGUCAAAGUAUGAAGAUGUUUGUGAUCUCCAUGUUUGUGCAGACAUGUCCUGUUUACGCGUUUUUUUGAGAGACCAAAAACGCAGGAUAUCUGAAAUUCGUGUUGAAGGUCUUGAUAGCCAAGUGAUGAUGAAGAAAGAAACAACUGAAAUAUCAGCUAAGUUAAAGAAUAUAAUUAUUGUGGAUUGUGAUGAGGCGGCACUAUAUAAAAAGGCCCUCUAUAUUACUGGAAAAGAAGUCUUUAGUUUCAAAAUGGUGACAUACAUGUACGCUACAGAUGGUAUUUCUUACACAAAUAUGAAUGCCGUUGACAGCAAGAUUUAUUUAACUGUUGGAUGCAUUCAAAUUGUUUUUGUCAACAAAUUUGUUUCUGCUAUUUUGGCAUUUGUAAACAAUUUUCAAACUGCAAAGGAAGCAAUUACUGAAGCUACAGUUCAGGCUGCUGAGAAAGCAGCUUCUGGUGUGAAGGAAUUGGCUCAGCAAAGUUCCCGAAUGGCACUGGAUGUUAAUAUUAAAGCACCUGUUGUCAUAAUCCCUCAGUCAGCAAUAUCUACUGAUGUUCUGGUUGCUGAUUUUGGUUUGAUCACCAUAAAGAAUGAAUUUUUGCUUGUUAAAACUAAGCUUCGUUCUAACAUCCCACCUAUUCUUGAUAGCAUUCAUGUCACACUGAGUGAACUAAAGCUGUACAGGUCAAGCAGUGUCAGUGGCUUACUACAAAAUGAAAUACAGCUAUUGCAGCCAUUAAAUCUUGAAGUUACUGUUGAACGCAAUUUGGCUGCUCUCUGGUAUCAUGAGAUUCCUGACAUAAAAAUAUCUGGACGUCUCAAGCCAAUGAAUCUGAUUCUCAGUCAGGAAGACAUAACUACUAUUUUGAGGACCCUGAAUGAAAAUUUAGGAGAUAGUUCUGACCCUCCACCUCCUGAACCACAAAAAAAAGAUGUUCUAAGCAUCCAUAGUGGAGCUGCAAGUGUCUCCCAGCAUUCUGGAGCUGGAGUAACAGUGGUGACUGCUGCUGUGGUGGAAAUGCAUCCCUCUGUUAAGGUUAAAACAACACUAAAAUUGGACUUCCAGUUUGAUUCCCUGACUCUAGUGUUGUACAGUCCAAAUUCCAACCAGCCUCUAGUUCAGGAUGAACGAGAUGAUCAUCUGAAGCUUGCAGAAUUUAAAUUGUUGUUAAUAUCAACUGCUGUCAAAAUGUUGUCAGAUGGAUCAAUGAAUGCUUCGGUCCGGUUAACAAACUGCACUUUAGAUGAUAAACGACAGACAGUCCAGAAUGCUACACCAAGAAUGAUAGAAAUGAAGCAUGGAUCUGAAAAGAAAGUCAUGGUGGAUAUAAGUUAUAAGCGAGGGAGAGAUGGCUCCACUGUUCUUGACACAGUUGUUCAGGAGAUAUAUCUCUGUGCUAGCAUAGAGUUUCUGCUUACUGUUGCAGAUGUAUUUCUAAAAGCUACUGCAGAAAGUGCUGCUGCAGAGAGAAACUUCAAGCAGUCUUUAUCUGUAAAAGAACAAGUUCCUGUACAGUCGGAAUCCACAAUGGAAAUAAACGUCGUCGUUAAAAAUCCUGAGAUUGUGUUUGUGGCCGAUUUAACAAGAAGUGAUGCUCCUGCACUAGUGGCUACAGCACAGUUUGAAGUAUCCAUGAAGAAUGGCCCUGAAAUGAAUAAAAUGACAGCUGCUGUGAAAGCUAUAAAAGUGAAAGCCUGCCCAUUUUUUCCAGAUAUGAGAAAAGGCAAUAUUACAACGGUACUACAGCCCUGUGACCUUGUCUUUGAUAUGAUGCAGUCAGGUGAAGAUCCUCAGAAAGCAGAUCUGUCAAUCAAAUCUAUAACAAUUAAGGUGUCACCUAUUAUCAUCAAUACAGUCUUAACCAUUACAUCAGCACUUUUCCCAACUCAAGAGACCACAGAAAAAGACAUUAGCCCUGUACCUCCAGAUCUUUGGGAUAAGAAGAAUAUUAAAGAGCUAAAUAUGUGGUUUCUUGAAGAGUCAAAUGAAAAUAAGGAUUCUGCUUCUGUAACUGAGUUGAUUCCUACAGGAGAAACACUGCAAAUGAGAAUUGAAACGGUUAUUAUAACUCUCGAAGCUGGGGUUGGUCACAAAACAGUGCCAAUGCUUUUAGCAAAGUCUUCAUUUUCUGGAGAAGUUAAAAAUUGGAGCAGUCUGAUCAAUCUCUCUUCUCGUCUUGAACUAGAGGUACAUUAUUACAAUGAGAUGUUUGGUGUUUGGGAGCCAUUACUUGAACCGCUGGAAGUUGAAAACACUGAUGAAUUCAGACCAUGGGUUCUAGAAUUGAAGAUGAAGAAGAAGGCCAAAAAAGCUUUAGUUGAAACAGUUACUGAAGAAGAACAUUACAAGGUGCCCGAGUACAAAACAGUGAUAACGAUUUACUCUCAAGAUCAGCUGAACAUUACAUUGUCCAAGUGUGGGAUGCAAAUGUUGAAUAACAUGGGCACGGCAUUUGCAGAAGCAGCUACAGAAACUUCAGAAAUAUUCAAAAAAGAUCAAGCUCCCUUUGUACUAAAGAAUUCAUUAGGAGUUUCCACCAUUGUCUUGCCUAGUGAUUCCUUCAGUGUCCUUAAUGUUGAGCCAGAGGAAAAUGCAUUUCAUCUGGAAGAUGGGCAAAGUCUGAGUAUGGAGUAUGUCAGAACUAAAAGUGAACAAGACCAGUUCACAGCAAUGACUACUCUAAGCAGCAAAGUAUUCUACAUUUGGCUCACUCCUCAGAAUCACUCCACUACUGAGAAGAUCCCAUUGACAAAAGUGGGCAGAAGUCUUUACAGAGUAAGACACAAUGAUUCGGGUGUUGUAAGAUCUAUUGUUUGUCAAAUUGAUACCAUUGAAGGGAGCAGGAUGAUAACAGUACACUCUCCUAUUCAGAUAAAGAAUCAUUUUUCAAUUCCAUUGAGUAUAUUUGAAGAUGGAAAAUGUUUAGGAAAAGCUUUGCCAGGGGAUGAAUUUAACAUACCAUUGACAUCUUACAGAUCACUACUUUUUUUCCGACCAAUAACUGAUGACAUUUCUGAAGAAUAUGCAUCAAGUGAAGGAGUUAGCUUUGAUGAAAUGGUGAAGAACUUUGGCAAAUUGUUGCAGAAAAAAUGUCAACUUAAAAAUUCAGCUACCCAUUCUCUUAUCAUCAAUAUUGUUCCAAUGCAAGAUACUUUGAUAUCUUCAGUGUGUACAGAUGAUCAAUGGGAUUUACCAUAUAUCGUUCAUUUAUGGCCUUCUGUUCUUCUCCGCAAUCUUCUUCCUUAUCAGAUCAGCUAUUCCUUAGAGGGAUAUGAUGGAACAUACAGUACUUUAGAUGAUGGAUGUUCAGUUCAGAUUCAUAAUGCAGUACUGGACCAGAGCAAGCUGGAAUUACAGUUACUUAAUUACCUCAACAAAAAUUGGACCUCUGAGUAUCACAUUCAAACAAAUCAACAAGAAAUUAGUUUCAUCACAUUUUCCUAUAUUAGUGAUGUAGAUAAGACAGAUUUGGAUAUUGCUGUGCACGUAACCUAUGCUACAGGACAAAUGAUUAUAGCAAUUCACAGUCCGUACUGGAUGGUGAAUAAGACUGGUCGAAUGUUGCAAUACAAAGCUGAUGGCAUUCACCGCAAACAUCCACCUGACUACAAGAUGCCACUUCUCUUUUCUUUCCAACCUAAGCAUUUUUACCAUGAUAACAAGGUUCAGCUUAUGGUCACAGACAGUGAACUCUCUGAUCAUUUUUCUCUGGAUACAGUUGGCAGUCAUGGUUCCGUUAAAUGUAAGGGUCACAAAAAGGAAUACCAAGUUGGUGUCACGAUACAUAACAGCAGUUUUAACAUUACUAGAAUAGUGACAUUCACACCUUAUUUUAUGAUCACAAACAGAAGUACACAUACUUUAGAAGUAGCUGAAGAAGGCAAUGAAAAGUGGAUACCAGUAAUUUUCCAACAGUGUAUUCCCUUUUGGCCUCAAAAUAAUGAAAGCAAAUUACAGGUUAGAGUAGAAAAUUCCGAUAUUCCACCCAAAAUUAUACAGCUUGACAAGCAAGAAAAUAGUCUGCUGCUACACUUAGACAAUAGGCUUGGAGGCAUUAUAGUGGAUGUUACACUUGCUGAGCAUUCUACAUCAGUUACGUUCUCUAAUUACCAUGAUGGAGCAGCUCCCUUCCUGAUAAUUAACCAUACUAAAGCUGAAACAAUUGAAUAUGGACAAAGUUCUCUCUGUGAAAUGGAAGAUGCUUUAGCACCAAAUAAAGCAGUACUUUACACAUGGGUCGAUCCAGUAGGUUCUAGAAAAUUGAAAUGGACUUGUGGAAAAAGCAGUGGAGAAGUAACUCAGAAGGAUGAUUUGAUGACACCUGUCGAGUUGGGAAAGAAGACCAUUUAUUUGGUUUCAUUUUUUGAAGGCUUGCAGCGAAUAAUUCUGUUCACUGAAGAUGAAAAGGUCUUCAAAGUGACAUAUGAAAGUGAAAAAGCUGAAUUAGCAGAACAAGAAAUCAUUGUAUCAGUACAAGAUGUUGGAAUUUCUUUAGUAAAUAAUUAUUUAAAGCAGGAAGUGGCUUACAUUGGGAUCACAAGUUCUGAUGUGAUUUGGGAAACAAAGCCGAAGAAAAAGUCAAGAUGGAGGCCACUGAGUGUGAAGCAAACUGAGAAGCUGGAAAAAGAAUUUAAUGAAUACUGCGAUCAGUCACCCACUGAAAAUAAAAUAGUGGAGCUGGAAGAUAAUGUUCCGGUCUGCCUGACUCCCACUGGUAAUAACAUGAAAAUAAUGCAACCAAAUGAAAUCCCAGUAAGAAGAAGCUUUUUGCCAGCUUUAAAAGUACAGUACAGUACAUCCGAACAUCAAUCAUCCUUCAGAGUCCAAAUUUAUAGAAUACAGGUACAAAACCAGAUCCCUGGAGCCAUAUUUCCCUUUGUGUUCUAUCCUAUUAAACCUCCAAAGUCCAUCUCCUUGGAUUCAGAACCCAAACCAUUUACUGAUGUCAGUAUUGUCAUGAGAACUGCAGGGCAUUCUCAAAUAUCACGUAUAAAGUAUUUUAAAGUUCUAAUUCAAGAGAUGGAUCUCCGAUUAGAUCUUGGUUUUCUUUAUGCAUUGGUUGAUUUCUUUGUACCUGCUAAUGAAGUGCCUAGAGACCAAGAGAUAGAACUUUUCAGAAAAGAUGUCGAAGCUGUACAGGAAGAGCUGAAGAAUGUAUCAUCAACAGAUACUUCACAAAUCAGUUUAUAUGAGUAUUUCCAUAUUUCUCCAAUAAAGUUACACUUAAGUUUUUCACUCAGUGCUGGUGGAGAAGAUAGCAACAAGGAAGAGAGAUCUAAGGAACUGAUUCCAGUUCAGUCUGUCAACCUCUUAUUAAAGAGUAUUGGGGCAACGCUCACAGAUGUGCAGGAUGUUGUACUUAAGUUGGCAUUCUUUGAGCUUAACUACCACUUCUGUACCACGCAGCAACUACAGUGGGCAGUUAUUAUGCAUUAUUCAAAGCAGGCUAUUAAGCAAAUGUAUGUUCUUAUUCUUGGCCUGGAUGUUUUGGGCAAUCCAUUUGGAUUCAUAAGGGAUUUGUCUGAAGGAGUUGAAGCAUUCUUUUAUGAACCAUAUCAGGGGGCUAUCCAAGGCCCAGAAGAGUUCAUAGAGGGAAUGGCACUGGGACUUAAAGCCCUAGUGGGUGGUGCUGUUGGUGGAUUGGCUGGUGCUGCAUCAAGAAUAACUGGUGCUAUGGCUAAAGGGGUAGCAGCAAUAACUAUGGAUGAAGACUAUCAGCAGAAGCGACGGGAAGCCAUGAAUAGGCAACCUGCAGGCCUCAAAGAGGGUAUCACUCGUGGAGGAAAAGGCUUAGUAUCUGGUUUUGUCAGUGGAAUAACAGGAAUAGUUACAAAGCCGAUAAGAGGUGCCCAGAAGGAAGGAGCAGCAGGUUUUUUCAAAGGUGUUGGAAAGGGAUUAGUGGGAGCAGUGGCAAGACCCACUGGAGGAAUAAUAGACAUGGCCAGCAGCACUUUUCAGGGAAUUAAAAGGGUCACAAAUACUUCUGAAGAUGUCAUGAGCCUACGUCCUCCCCGCUUCUUUAGUGAGGACGGAGUUAUACGACCAUACAGAUUAAGAGAUGGUGCUGGAAGUCAAAUGUUACAGAAAAGACAGGCCUACAGAAAAUGGACUAUGUGUCAUAUUAGUGAUAGUGAUGAUGAUGAUAGCAGUUAAGACAUUAUGUGCUUUUUGUGUUGAAUUGUCAACAGUUGAAUGUUGCUGCUUCUCUGAGUGUCUCUAUUAUAGAAAACUAAAAAUUACAGGAACUUACAAGAUUGUAUCAUAAACAUAUGUUUAGAAGUAUUCAUUGAUGAAAUUUAAGCACAACUGCCAAGAAAAUUGCUGUUUAAAUUUGCUUUGUUUGAAUACUACUGCACGGAAGCAUUGUUUAACAGGGACCAUAGUCUUGUAACAGUGUGUUUUUUCUGUUAGAACUCCAUAUAACUCUUCUUAAAUACCAUGUUCUCCAUUUACAUUAUUAUUUUAAUUUUAUGCUUUAAUUUUAAAAUCAUAUGUGGUGUUUUGGUUUGUUUUUAAAAAAAUACCUUUUAGAUACAAGUAUGUAUUUGUUGAUGCUGUUACUUUUAGAUUCAUGUUAGGUAUUGAAAAUAUUGUCUAAAUAUUGUGUAAUAACAAUAAAUGAGUCUGUAUAAGAAAAUAUUGAUCUGUUCUGUUCAAACAUCCCCAUCAUUAUUUACAAUCUUAUAUUCCAUGUCCCCUAAAUUUGUCCACAAAAAGCUUGCUUUGUCAAAAUUAUUUUAAAAUAUACACUUCUAUUUUACAUUCUUCCAUUCACAGAAACAUAUUUUGCCAUUAUUGUGUUUCCUUUUAAAAUUUCAUGUAGCUGAAAUAGCUAUGAAAGAACAUGACCAUUUUUAUUCUAACCUUCUUUUCAAAUGGGAACACUAGCACUGAGUUGAUUUUUUAGUGAAGUGUCCAGUAGACAUGAUGAUGAAGAUUUAUUAAGAAGACCUGAGCUGGAAAAAUAGACAUUGAAUGGAAAUGUUUAGAUGGUAACUCAAAUUUGUGGAAGAAGAACUGAGUUCAGGCAGCCUACAUUAGAAAGAGCGGAAACCCUGCCUCUCUUCUGAUCCACCUGCAACUGGAAAAUAUAAGAUCUAAAAUAGGGUACUAAAGUCAUCCUGAGACCUUAGGUAGCCGAAGUCUGGAAGGCAGUAAAAAAGACCUGAGUAAAAUUUCUUCCUGUAAACGCAUUGUUAUUCUCCUAGUAGUAAGGAGAAAAGUAGGUAGAAGAUUGCAGUCUUCACGUAAUUGCAAAAGCAACAUGUCAUCCAGUGUGGCCAUUUUGAGGGAGGGUGUUACUCUUCUGUUGCUCUGUAACUAGUAUAAAGCAUCAAUCAUAGCUUGAAAUUAAGCACAUUUUUAGGCAAUGUGGAUCCUACAGGCACAAAGCGUCCCAAAACUUUGGUGCACACCAAGGCACUAAUUCCUCAAAAUUUUAUGCACACAUACGCAUAUAUAAAAUGGGCAUUGUGAGAGCCAGUGUGGUGUAGUGAUUAAGAGCA